UUCUAAACCCUGCCCUUUCUACAAUACCAGACUGUAAAAUGAAAACUUUCUCACUUUUCAGGCUUUUUCUGCUGAGAUUUCAUUGAGAAGUCCGCCAAGAUGACGUUCCGUGUGGAAAACAUGUCCUUCAAGCAGGGUCAGGAGAUGACGUUCACAGGGAAGACCAAGUCUGGAGCCUCUAAUUUCACCAUCAACAUCGGCCACGACAGUGACAACUACGCCCUCCACUUCAACCCUCGUUUCAACCACGGACACAUCGUGUGUAACUCUCUGUCUGGAGGAAGUUGGGGAGACGAACUCAAGGAAGGUCACUUCCCCUUUCAGGAUGGAGAGCAGUUCAAGCUGGUCCUCAACUUCACCAAUGAGCAGUUCUACAUCAAGCUGCCAGACGGUCACAUGAUGGACUUCCCCAAUCGCCUUGGCGACUGCAAGUACAAGCACAUCAUGGUUGACGGAGAUGUCAAGGUCAUCAGCUUCAAGAUCAAAUAGAGGUUGACCUUUAACCUCUGACAGUUGUCUAAUACCUGUGAAUUUAUUUAUACCAACUCUGAGCUCUCAUUGUGUACGUUGUGUAGCGAGAGGAAAACCCACUAGGUGGCGCCACUGUCAAACACACUUCUACCAGAAACCUGUGGAGAGACCAUUCCAGAUGUGUUAAUAAAACCUCCGUGAAAGCAAACAAUGUUUUCAAUAUCUUUAUGUGGCCUUUGUAUAAUCUUUGAAUACUUUUGGUGUGUCCUUAACGAGAGGCUGAAUCUUUAUUUCCUUACUCACUAGUGUUGGAGAUAGAAUCACAAGCAUUCCAAUGCACCUGCAAUAACAUCUGCAAAUCUGUGUACGCAGCCAAUAAACUUCCAUUUGAUUUAGUGUA
Messenger RNA from Oncorhynchus kisutch (coho salmon), 871 nucleotides. RefSeq names its product lectin, galactoside-binding, soluble, 2b (gene lgals2b). Bases 100 to 489 code for a protein of 129 amino acids. The record is from RefSeq and is a predicted model, not a curated record. The transcript has 4 exons. Lineage: Eukaryota; Metazoa; Chordata; Actinopteri; Salmoniformes; Salmonidae. Gene Ontology annotation, molecular function: galactoside binding; carbohydrate binding; laminin binding.